ACAAAAUAAUACUUCAUUCUAUUUGACUUUAUUAAAAAAAUCUUUAUACAAAUAAUAAAUUUACCACAGAUAUUAAGAAAGUCAUACUUCAAUAUGAAAAUAGUAUUAAAUCGUCUUAGAGAAGAAGAAACUUUUGACUGUAAUUAUUUUGCGCCAAGGUAUUAUUUUGAAACAGAAUGGUGUCUUGAUAUGCAUGGUUAUAUUGACAGGGAGGAAUUAGAUGUUCGUCUUGAAGAAAUUAAUAGAACAGUCGCUGAAAACCCACUACUGAGUCAAAGAGCGAAAAAGGGUCUUUUAUAUGUUUACGGAACUAUUUCCUUUAUUUUGCUUCUGUUUUUUAUCUAUGCCGCUUCACUUUUUGGUCGUGUUAUUGCUCCCUCCAUUGUAUCAAUUAUCAGUACUAUCGCUUACUUUGGGGGUAAAUAUUUGGUCGACGAAGAAGCAAAACGUCGUUCAGGAAGAUUUUCUGAUGCUUUUAAACUAUUGUUCGAUAAAUAUAAUGCCACUGAUAACCCAACUGCCAAUUGGAAACUCAAGUGGCGUAACGUCCUCACUCAUUAUAAAGUAGAAAUAAAUUAUACCCUUGAAAAUAAUAAUAGUGCUAAAGGCAAGGGAAAGAUAACGCCAAAGUAUGCUGAGGAAGCUGAAAUAGAGCUAGAAAUUAAUGACGCCCUCGCUGAAAUUACCGAAUGUACCAUCCGUUUGCACCUUUAUAGAAAUAAUAAACUUAGAAGAAUUACUAAACAGCAAGAGGAACUUGAGAGACUUCUUGCAUCAAACGAGGACUACUCAGUUAUUAUCGAUGAUAAGAAAUUGCCUAAAACUCCUCCCUCUAAUUACAUACCUGCACUCCAACCUGACAAUACGCCUCCAUUUAACAAUACACCAUCUUCCAACAAUACUGAGAUUUCAAUACCCUCUGUGAGGAAUACUAAUUCAUAUGAAAGUUUGAACUCUAAUAAUUAUGCUAAUCCUCUGAGAUCGGCUAAUUCUUCGGUUUCCUAUAAUCUACAGAUGAGCUCUACAUAUACUGUCUCUUAUACACAUCUAGAUGUGUAUAAGAGACAGAACUAA
Messenger RNA from Rhizophagus irregularis DAOM 181602=DAOM 197198, 1074 nucleotides. RefSeq lists its product as uncharacterized. NCBI's taxonomy places the organism in Eukaryota, Fungi, Glomeromycota, Glomeromycetes, Glomerales, Glomeraceae. The record is from RefSeq and is a predicted model, not a curated record.